UUUAAAGUGGUUUCUUGAAUAUUAAAGGUUACUUCAUAAAUUCAUUGUAAAGAUAUCCUGUUAUCUCCACUUCUGCAGUGCCCUACCUUUACCUAUUUGAAUAUAUAUUUAUUCUUAAAUUUCAAUGCAGAAUAUGAAUAUUUCAAUAGAAAGAAAAAGAACUGAUUGUUCAGCCUUACCAAAAGGAUGGCAAAGAGAAGAGGUCCUCAGAAAAACAGGUCUUUCUGCUGGCAAAGUCGAUGUGUUUUAUUACAGCCCUACAGGUAAAAAGUUUCGCAGUAAACCAGAGCUAGUUCGAUAUCUGGGUGAUAGUAUGGACCUGUCAUGUUUCGACUUUCAACAGGGCCAAAUAAACACAAUGCUCCUGUGCAAGACCAAGAAAGCUCGAGCGCAGUUUGACUACAGAGGAGUACGUUCCGACUCAUCUCUGGUGCCUCCAAUUCGGCAGACAGCAUCGAUUUUUAAACAGCCAGUAACUGUUUAUAAAACUCAGGAGAGUAAAGUGAAAACAGAUUUGAAACAAGGUACACAAGAGAAACCAAAACAAUUGUUUUGGGAAAAACGUUUGGAGAAUUUGACUGCAUGUGAUGCAAAUGGUGUAAUAGGAACAACAACAUUGCCAAAAUACAUCAAACCUUUGGGUCCGUUUACAUCUGAUGCAACAACUAUACAGUCUUUGGCUACAGCUCUUCAUGUUUCGUCACAGCCUAUUACAGGUCAAACUGGUUCAAAACAAACCAUAAUGGAAAAUCCGGGUGUUUUUUUAAACCCUGAGCAGCCACUGAUUGCUGCUGUGACCAUUACUAAGGAUGACGUGAGACGUCAGGAGGAGCGUGUCAACCGCGCCCGACAACGGCUGCGGGCGGCGCUCGCGGCGGCAUAGGAAUACGCCAGCGACGGGGAGCCCUCGUCAGACACUGCCCCUGUCGCUUCGUUCCAAACUGAAGAACAACCAGACUCCACAGAAGAUGCUCAAGGUCUGCAACCUGAUUCUACAGUCAAUGAUCCAGUGGAUUCAAGUAAUUAACUGCCAAUUUUUAUAUUUAAUUCAUAAGAUGUAUAACUGCCAAUUGAAAUUUUUUUGGACUAUGAAAUUCUAAUCUUGUGAUUAAUGUUAAACUAAGUGUUCAGG
Molecule: messenger RNA, 1132 nt
Organism: Papilio machaon (common yellow swallowtail)
Lineage: Eukaryota; Metazoa; Arthropoda; Insecta; Lepidoptera; Papilionidae
Gene: MBD-like
Product: methyl-CpG-binding domain protein 3
Exons: 5
Coding region: 125-883 (252 amino acids)
Molecular function (GO): DNA binding
Source: RefSeq, a predicted model, not a curated record